Molecule: messenger RNA, 810 nt
Organism: Alternaria incomplexa
Lineage: Eukaryota; Fungi; Ascomycota; Dothideomycetes; Pleosporales; Pleosporaceae
Exons: 1
Coding region: 1-810 (269 amino acids)
Source: RefSeq, a predicted model, not a curated record
AUGAGCGCAAAACACAACCUUCACGUCGCGCACCAUCUCCCAAGCCACAUCUCCCCCGCCUCGGUCGUAGCCGCGCUGCAUGACCACGACACAACCCUCACACUCCAAGCCCUUAGCUGUGGCUAUGAGACAGCCCCCAGCACCGCCGAAACGACCCUCAAAGAUACAUACUGGUAUCCGCCCGACCAAUACCCCGUCGCAACGUACCACGUCAGCGAGUGCAUAACGUGGUUCCCUGGUAUUGGGCAGUACGGGAAGAAGUACAUAACCUUCCCAGUCUGUUACCAGAACACGAGACAGGGCAUAAAGACGCGCGCAGAUGCGGCGGCGGGCGUGAUACUCAGGGCUGAAUACAGGGUGGUUGCAAAUGGCGAACUGGGUAGCGAGGUUGAGGGUGAGGGCAUGGGCGUCGGAGACGCGCAGUUUGUGCUAGUUGAAGAUGUGGAAGUCAGCUGCGCGUGGUGGCUGAUGCCUUUCGUAAAGGGCAAGAUGGAAGAAGGGCAUCGAAAUCUUUGUAGGAUGGUCAUCGAGAAGGUAGAGAAGAUGGUAAGCGAGGGGUGGGAGGGCCACGAUCCUGUGGCAUUUGGUCUACGCGGUGUUGCGAGCCGGCACGACAGCAGGAUAGAGGGUAUGGACGAUGUCAACACAGGGUUUGCGCAGGAAACGAGGGAACAUUAUGCGAAGCCACAGCCCGUGGUGUUUGGGCAGACACAUCAAGAUUUACCACGAUAUGCGGACGCGGAUGCGAUGGAGGAGGAGCGGCCGCACAUGUCCGCCGGGCCGCUACCGGAGAAGGUUACCUACGGAUAA